Molecule: messenger RNA, 2112 nt
Organism: Yamadazyma tenuis ATCC 10573
Lineage: Eukaryota; Fungi; Ascomycota; Pichiomycetes; Serinales; Debaryomycetaceae
Gene: HSP90
Product: Hsp90 family chaperone
Biological process (GO): cellular response to heat; protein folding; protein stabilization
Cellular component (GO): cytosol; plasma membrane; perinuclear region of cytoplasm
Molecular function (GO): ATP binding; ATP-dependent protein folding chaperone; ATP hydrolysis activity
Source: RefSeq, a predicted model, not a curated record
AUGCCAUCGAAAGUUGAAACCCACGAGUUCACUGCUGAGAUCACUCAGUUGAUGUCCUUGAUCAUCAACACUGUCUAUUCUAACAAGGAAAUUUUCUUGAGAGAAUUGAUCUCCAACGCCUCUGAUGCUUUGGACAAAAUCAGAUAUGAAGCUCUUUCGGAACCAUCUAAAUUGGAAUCUGAACCUGAAUUAUUCAUCAGAAUCACCCCAAGACCUGAAGAAAAGGUUUUGGAAAUUAGAGAUUCUGGUAUUGGUUUGACCAAGGCUGAUUUAAUCAACAACUUGGGUACUAUUGCUAAGUCUGGUACCAAGGCCUUUAUGGAAGCUCUUUCCGCUGGUGCUGAUGUCACCAUGAUUGGUCAAUUCGGUGUUGGUUUCUACUCCUUGUUCUUGGUUGCUGAUCACGUUCAAGUCAUUACCAAGCACAAUGAUGAUGAACAAUACAUUUGGGAAUCCAACGCUGGUGGUAAGUUUACCGUCACCGAAGAUGACUCGCAUGAAAGAUUAACCAGAGGUACUGUCAUUAGAUUAUUUUUGAAGGAUGACCAAUUGGAUUACUUGGAAGAAAAGAGAAUUAAGGAAGUUGUCAAGAGACACUCUGAAUUUGUUUCAUACCCAAUCCAAUUGGUGGUCACCAAGGAAGUCGAGAAGGAAGUUAAAGAUGAAGAUGCCGAAGAAGAAGAAGUCAAGGAAGGAGAUGACAAGCAACCAAAGUUGGAAGAAGUUGAAGAUGAAAGUGAAAAGAAGGAAGAAAAGACAAAGACCAUCAAGGAGACCGUUACUGAAACUGAAGAGUUGAACAAGACCAAGCCUUUGUGGACCAGAACCCCAUCUGAAGUCACUCAAGACGAAUACAAUGCCUUCUACAAGUCUAUUUCCAAUGACUGGGAAGACCCUUUGGCUGUCAAGCACUUUUCUGUUGAAGGUCAAUUGGAAUUCAAGGCUAUCUUGUUCAUUCCCAAGAGACCUCCUUUUGAUGCUUUCGAAACCAAAAAGAAGAAGAACAACAUUAAAUUGUAUGUUAGACGUGUUUUCAUCACUGAUGAAGCUGAAGACUUUAUUCCAGAAUGGUUGAGCUUUGUUAAGGGUGUUGUCGACUCUGAAGAUUUGCCAUUGAACUUGUCCAGAGAAGUCUUGCAACAGAAUAAGAUUUUGAAGGUCAUCAAGAAGAACAUCGUCAAGAAAUUGAUCGAGACCUUCAAUGAAAUUGCUGAAGACUCUGAACAAUUUGACAAAUUCUACAGUGCUUUCUCUAAGAACAUUAAGUUGGGUAUCCACGAGGACCAACAAAACAGAGCUGCUUUGUCUAAAUUAUUGAGAUACAACUCCACCAAGUCUGCUGAAGAAUUGACCUCUUUGACUGACUACGUCACCAGAAUGCCAGAACACCAAAAGAACAUCUACUACAUCACUGGAGAAACCAUCAAGGCUGUAGAAAAAUCUCCAUUCUUGGAAGCCUUAAAAGCUAAAGACUUUGAAGUCUUGUUCUUGGUUGACCCAAUUGAUGAAUACGCCAUGACUCAAUUAAAGGAAUUCGAAGACAAGAAAUUGGUAGACAUUACCAAGGAUUUCGAAUUAGAAGAAACCGAAGAAGAAAAGAAGGCUAGAGAAGAAGAAAUCAAGGAAUUUGAGCCAUUAACCAAGGCUUUGAAAGACGUCUUGGGUGACCUCGUCGAAAAGGUUGUCAUCUCCCACAAAUUGGUUGAUGCUCCAGCUGCUAUCAGAACUGGUCAAUUCGGUUGGUCUGCUAACAUGGAAAGAAUCAUGAAGGCUCAAGCUUUGAGAGACACUUCUAUGUCUUCUUACAUGUCUUCCAAGAAGACCUUUGAAAUUUCUCCAAGAUCUUCAAUCAUCAGGGAAUUGAAGAAGAAGGUUGAAACCGACGGUGCCGAAGAUAAGACUGUCAAGGAUUUGACUACCUUGUUGUACGAAACCGCUUUGUUGACCUCUGGUUUCUCUUUGGAAGAACCAGCUUCGUUCGCUGCUAGAAUCAACAGAUUGAUCUCUUUGGGUUUGAACAUUGACGAAGAUGAACCUGAAGCAGAAAUUGCGACUACUACUACUGCUACCACCGAGGAAGCUGUCGAGUCCAACAUGGAAGAAGUUGAUUGA